AUGCCGACACCCUGUCGAGCCAUCACCACCACCUUCGCACGUGCGAGCAAGACCACCUCGACAGGCCCACCCUUCCGAGUGUAUCGCUACGUAGUCGACGUGCACGGCCAACUCUUUCUCCACGAUACGGUGCCCAAAAACCUCACGAGCUGCUUCAAGAAUGUCGAGUUUCUUGACUUCUUCUUCAAGCGUGUGCGGCCGAACCCAGCUUCUCUCACCGCCUCCCCUUCGUACAACGACUCAGGGAGCAUCUCACGGCACGACAUUCUCACCGCACCCAACUCAACGCUGCCGCAAGACUGGAGCGAUGUUCCUCCCUUCAACGGUAUUCCCGAUGCAAAUGACACACGGUCGCGGGACGACCUGUACAACGCUGCAUGCGAGCAAGGCAACUCGGAAGGGUACGAGUGGAUCUCACCCUGCGGACCUGAACUCAACCUGCUUCGCUGCCAAGACACCCCGAUCGUGUUCCGCGAGCUGAGUGACGAUGGGCAGCUUUCAUGGGCCGGAAGGCAGACGGAGACGUUUCAACCAGACGCGCUCGUAGUCGACCCGACGAACGGGUACGUCUACCACCCGUCCCCCCAACCCUCGCGCCGGAAGAAAGAGGGCGCAACGGACAAGUACGGAAGACUGAGUCUGCUCGGGUCGAAUCUGGUGCUGACCCGACUGGCUGAUGGGCUGGACAUCGACCCUGACGCUUUUGAGAGGGGCGAAGGUGGGAGCAUCGAAUGGAAGGGGAGGAGGUACAAGCUCGGAUUGCUCGGCCGUUGA
Kalmanozyma brasiliensis GHG001 is the source of this 774-nucleotide messenger RNA. Its product is annotated as Protein of unknown function DUF4505. Lineage: Eukaryota; Fungi; Basidiomycota; Ustilaginomycetes; Ustilaginales. Bases 1 to 774 code for a protein of 257 amino acids. The record is from RefSeq and is a predicted model, not a curated record. The transcript has a single exon.